Molecule: messenger RNA, 4617 nt
Organism: Aricia agestis (brown argus)
Lineage: Eukaryota; Metazoa; Arthropoda; Insecta; Lepidoptera; Lycaenidae
Gene: Blimp-1
Product: transcriptional regulator CRZ1
Exons: 9
Coding region: 84-3212 (1042 amino acids)
Biological process (GO): cell fate commitment; regulation of transcription by RNA polymerase II
Cellular component (GO): nucleus; cytoplasm
Molecular function (GO): histone deacetylase binding; DNA-binding transcription repressor activity, RNA polymerase II-specific; RNA polymerase II cis-regulatory region sequence-specific DNA binding
Source: RefSeq, a predicted model, not a curated record
AUAUCUCAGUUUAACUACGAAGAUUAUACCGAAUAAUGACUUCCUGUAUUCAACAAGGAAUAACAUACUGAAUAAUAUUCAAGAUGAGACUGUCAACGAGCGAAGAGGUACCGACGGUGGCCCGCACGGCCAGCCCGGGCACGGGCACGGUGGGCCCUGUGAGCGCCACGGACGCGUACGAUGUCACGAGGAUGCGGGAAGAGGAGUUCGAGAGGCUGACGGUGUACAUAGUUCCCGACGUGCCCUGCGAGAGGGGCGUCGCGAACAGGGCCGAGAGGACACUCCCGCGCAGCCUGGCCCUGAGGCCAUCGGCCGUUUUGUCAACACCCAACACACCGACGGAAGGAGUAUGGAGUACCGGCGUAAUACCUCGCGGCACGAGGUUCGGACCGUUCGAAGGAACGCGCACACCAAACAAACCCAACGACAAGGUCUCCUGGAGAUAUUACUGGAGGGUACAGGAAACAGUGAGACACCAUACAUUUGGAAACAUUAAGAUAUUCAAAGACACUGACUAUUAUUACCUGGAUGGAUCAGACACGAGCGUGGCCAACUGGAUGCGAUACGUCGCCUCCGCUUACUCCCUGUCCGUCAUGAACCUCGUCGCUUGCCAGCAUCAAGAGCACAUUUACUUCUACACGAUAAGGGAUAUCAUGCCAAAUGAAGAACUCAUGGUUUGGUACUGCAAAGACUUCGCGACAAGGCUCGGUUACGACAUCGACCCAGAACGAGCUACAUACUCUAUCUGCAAGGAAGAAACUAUCAAGAAAGCCUAUGGCUUGCCACCGGCGCCGGUACAUCCGGAGAUAGCUUUUAAUCACAUGAAAUAUGUUCUUGGGCUCACAAACGCUAAGGAUUUAUUAGAAGCAGAAAUUCCUAGCAGGAGAAGGAAAAGGGAAGGUAGUGAAAAUAAAGCAGCAUACGAUAACUCCAACUUUAUCGUUAAAGAGGAGACGAGGAAUGUCAAUAAAUGCGACAGGUCACUCGUUAGAGAAAGUACAAUCAUUAACGAACAUACGUCUAUAUCACCAAACCUACUGAUGCAACCACCUUCGCCGGUUAAAGUACAUAGAGACAAUCAGACCAUAAUAAUUCAGCAUAAAGAGAGCACGUCACACGUGGUCAUCCAUCAGCUAGAGAAUCCGAGGAUCCUCAACAAUAAGUCUCCGGGGCACAACUUGAGAGACAUGCGAGGUCCUUCGCCUAUGUCACAAAUACACCAAGAAAAACUCGGUAGUAAGUCGCCGAACUUCAGCCACAGUGGCCCAUCCCACUACGAACCCCAGCUUACCCCUAACGAUGGAUCGGUCAGAUCUGAUGAAGGUUAUUACAGCAAUGGGUAUCAUGAUGAGUUCACACCACCAGAAGACUCGAGCGAUUCUGAUGUAGAAAAUUAUGUACUAGAUUGCUCUAAUAAAACUAAUGAACCGAAGGAGACGGUGAUCGUUCAAAAAAUGGAUCAGGAUAUGCAUCGCAAUGAAUAUAGAAAGGUAAAAAUUAAAAUGCCAAAAGCCUACCAGUAUCAAAAUCAUAAGGAUAUGGAUUGUGAAAGUGAGAAGGAAUUGAUGAUUGCGGAGGAGAUGAUGGACACAUCACCGCAAAAUUUGUCACCGCCCAGGCGAGAUCCCGCUACUUCAACAGUUAUAGUUUUAGAAACUUCUCAAAAUGCCGUUGUUCCUAUAACAAAGCCGUAUUAUGAAGAUGGAACCGUUUCACCGUCCCCACAGACACCCUACAUGAGAUACACUCCACCGGAUACAAGAAUUUUGGAAACGAUACUAACAGGAAAUAGAAUAGACACAAAUAACAAUGAUCCCAACAGAAGGCAGCCAAAUGCUACACCCCCUCCAUCAUCACCCACAGAAAUGGCAUACUCAUACAAAAAGAGCCAAAGGUACGGGAAUGCUUGCAGUCCUGAUUCAAGUUCAAACCUAACACCACUACCGUCGUUGCUACCUUUACCACAGCAACUCCCUCUACCCAACGCGGCAUCUGUCUACUCAUCAUCCCCACCACACAGUAUUCCUCACACGACGGAGAUUCGCGAGAUUAGAGAAAUCAGAGAAAUUCGUGAAACGAGGUACGAGAGCCACUACCCGAAUUAUUCCUACAGUAUUUACUCUCCACCCAAUUCAACAAUAAUAACACAACUGGGCUCUCCUCCGACGACGUAUUCACCGACGGUGACUUCGUCUCACCAAUACGAGAGACAACAUAAUGGCCAAAACAAUCAUCACUACCCGUCCUCUACGAGCGUUAUAACACUGAAAAAUUGCUCCCAGUUAAGCCUUAUCCAAAAUCCAAACGUCGGUGGUCAACUCGUCCCGCAGCAUAGCGCUAUGAGCCCCGAUGGUGGGUGCGGUCUGAUGGGAGCGCCGCUGAGUCCCAACUCACAAUCUUCGCGAGGCUACAGAAGCCUACCCUAUCCCUUAAAAAAGAAGGACGGAAAAAUGCAUUACGAGUGUAACGUCUGCUGUAAAACUUUCGGUCAACUGUCGAAUCUGAAGGUUCAUCUGCGGACGCACUCGGGAGAGCGGCCGUUCAAGUGCAACGUGUGCAAUAAAUCGUUUACACAACUCGCUCACCUGCAGAAGCAUCACCUGGUGCACACGGGAGAGAAACCACAUCAAUGUGAUAUUUGUAAGAAAAGGUUUUCGUCAACAUCGAAUUUGAAGACACAUUUACGCCUCCACUCGGGACAGAAACCGUACGCCUGUGAUCUUUGUAUGCAAAAAUUCACGCAGUUCGUCCACCUAAAACUGCACAAGCGCCUCCACACCAACGAUCGGCCGUACGUCUGUCAGGGGUGCGACAAGAAAUACAUCAGCGCUUCCGGCCUAAGAACUCAUUGGAAAACCACAAGUUGCAAACCGAACAACAUCGAGGAGGUCCUGGCGAUCACCAACGCAGCCAAUACCGAAUGCAUAGGUAACGUCGACAAAGACUGUCACGAGAGAGAGGGGCACGAGGCGUACGAGGUUCACUCGUCAGGGAGACUGGUGGGAGCCGGCGGGGCGCUCGGGCCGCUUCACGGCGAGGGCCCGAUGGGAGGGCAGGCGCACUCCACCACGCCGCACCUCGCGCACGGCCAGCUGUCCCCCAGCCAGUACCGCCUGCCCGGCCCCGACCACGACCAGCAGUACGGGCCCGGCGCCGAGACCAGGCCCAGCGUCAUCGAGUCCAGCCAACCCCUCAUCAUAGAGUGCACCUGAAGCUGGGCCACAGUCCCGUAGAACACUUCUCGGACGCCCCAUGGGCGGUUUGCGCUAAAGUAAUUAAUAUAGACGAUUAUGUGAUUCGUGAAGACUUUCGUAUUAUUCAGCGGCUAUGAGAUUACUUACUGUUAAGAUGUAUAUUUGUAAGCUUCCGGCUAAUGAGUACCGAGUACUCGCGUGAAGAUCCGAUAUUAUUAUUUAAGACGACCUAAUUUUAAGGAUUGAAAUUUCGUAAAGGUUCUAAGCCUUCCUUUUGCUAAUGCUCAAUUGAUUUUUAUAAAAUUCUAUUGUAAAUAGAUCCUAAUGUAUAUUUUACGUGCCUGUAAAUACGUUGUAAAUAUUUAGACGACCGUCUAUGCAUAUUGGUAGUACUACUAUUCGAAAUCCUAAAUAAGUAAACGCAUUAUCCAAUUUACAAAACGAAAUACGUUUCACCAAAGAAAAUUUAACUGUUAUUAUUUCUAAUUUUAUAUAAACUCACAGAUUACAUGGCAAAUCCUGUCCACUCACUGUGAAAAUGAGCAUAGAUACAUAUUUAGAUCGAAACACUAAAAACGGAAAUAGAUUUUAGUGGUAAGUGCCAAAAUGCGCGUUAACGGAUUAUUUUAAGUUAUUGAGAUAUUUGUAUCUUCAAAACAUUGUUCCUAAUAAUUAAUUGGAGAAUGCAUGUGCAUGACUUAAUUCUAAUGUCGUUUAGAUUAGAAUGAAAAAAAUUAUGUACAUUAUCCCUACGCUAGAACAAAUGGUGCUUCACAUCGUAGAUCGGCGAAAGUUCGCACCGGGCUCCGAGCGGCCGGUCGACUUUUGCCACUUAGGGUCAGUUAACAACGAAACGCGACGCUACGUGACCCGGCGCAGUAUCUUUAAAAUAGCAGUUCAAAAUUUAUAUAAACAAAAUGUGUAUGUUCUUGAAUAAAAAAUUAAAAUAAAUUUGAAGUCGCUAACUAAAACAUACCGCGCCGCGUCACGUGGCGUCGCGUAUCGGUGAAAUAGACCCUUAUUGUGUAAUUUUAAUUCACCGAUUUUACUAGUUACUAUUUUAUAAUCCAAUUUUCAAGUAUUUAUGAUUCUCCUACUCGAAAAGGCUGAGGUAACUUGUAAAGUAAUCUUUGGAGUGCAUAUUUAGUGUACUGGCUCCUCGCGUUGUAAGGAGGCGUGAUUCCGUUAUUUCUACUCGUAUAGGCUACACGUCGUAUCUAGAACCAUGUAGCUUUUUGUAUAUUUCUAUCGUUCGUACAGUAAGAUUUUUACACGCAAUCACUUAUAAAGUUAUAAUCUGUAUAUUUUAUAUCAAGCAUUUACCUAAAGAGCUAAAAUAUUUGCAAUAAAAUCAUUGAAAUUUAAAAUAAAUUUGUAAUAUUAAUACUAUAUUGUAAGGUAUGACUUGUGAUUUCGACGUUUA